This is a messenger RNA of Paramecium octaurelia, 1663 nucleotides long. NCBI's taxonomy places the organism in Eukaryota, Ciliophora, Oligohymenophorea, Peniculida, Parameciidae. The record is from the annotation of a GenBank genome assembly.
UUCUAUCUGCGCAUGAAAUCGUAAUUUGAAGUAUACUUAAGAUUGAAACCAUCCAAUAAGUAAUUAUCGUAAUCUAAACAGUCAAUCUUAAAAUUCAAUGCAAUAUUAAUUAUAUCAUAACAAGAGAUUAUAGGUACUAUUACCCAGAAAUGUGAAAUUGGGAAUGAUCAAUAAUAGCAGAGAUAAUCUAGAGUUCAAUUUUACUCAUGUAUUCGAUCAAAAAUCUUCUCAAGAUUAAGUAUUUAGUAAGGUCACCAUUCCUGUAAUAAAUAGGUACGUCACCAAUUCGAACUUAUAUAGUUUCUUGGAUGGAUAUAAUGCUACAAUCUUUGCUUAUGGCUAAACUGGAUCUGGUAAAACUUACACUAUGAGUGGUGCUGAAACAUGGCAAUUAAGAGGAGUAAUUCCAAGAGCACUUUCCUAUAUCUUUGAUGAAAUUGACAAGCGAACCAAGUUCCAAUAUAAAAUAUACAUUUCCUUUAUGGAAAUUUAUAAUGAAAAUGCUUAUGAUUUAUUAGAAAAGAGACAUCUUGAAAUUCCUUUAGAAUAAUGGAAUAAAGUAUUAAUUUCUAUUAGAUUUUUAGAUAGCACUAUUUGAAGAUGAUUAAAAUAAUAUCCAUUUAAAAAACUUAUCAAUCCAUUAGUGUAAUAACGAACAAGAAGGAAUUGACUUGCUCAUGAUGGGCAAUUUCAUUAGAUAGGUAAGUUCAACACCAAUGAAUCAAUCAAGUUCCAGAUCGCAUUGCAUAUUCACUGCGACUCUUGAAGGUUGUGAUACAACAACUGACACUUAUUUUGUUAGCAAAUUACACUUAGUUGAUUUGGCUGGUUCUGAAAGAAUCAGUAAAUCCCAAGUUGAGGGUAAUCUUUUAAACGAAGCCAAAUACAUUAAUCUUUCUUUAACCUAUCUAGAACAAGUCAUAAUAGCUUUAAAUGAAAGAAUGAAGGGUGCCAAUAGAUAACAUAUUCCUUAUAGAAAUUCAUUAAUGACUACUCUCCUAAAAGAUUCUCUUGGUGGUAAUUGUAAAACUGUAAUGAUUGCAACUAUUAGUUCUGAAAAUGAUAAUUUAGAAGAGUCUUUGUCAACUUUAAGAUUUAGUUAAAGAGUUGGUUAAUUAGAAAAUGAGGUACUAUCAGCAUAAUAAUACUAAGAUAAGAAGGAAUGAAAAAGUAGAUUUGGAAGCAGUUGUCAAAAGGUUGGAAUAAGAAAAGUUGGUUCUUAUAAGGGAAUUAGAAUAAUACUAAAGAGGGGGAACAGGAAACUCAAAUAAUAAGAAACAGCAAUUUUAAUAAUAAAUAUUACCGUAGUCAAAUGGUAUGCCCCUAAACAAAAAGUAAAUUUAAGAAAAAGUAGAACUCUAUUUGAAUGAACAAGUAACAUAAUUGGACGUUUAGAGUUAUGAGGACGCACAAAUGUGUUUUGAAGCUAUGAAAGACUUAUACAAUACUAGAAUGAAAGAAUAUGUUACUGAACUUACUUUUAUCUCUGAAAAAUUGUAGAAAUAUGAUGAAAUCUUAACUAGAAAGUAUUAACUCAUUAAUUUCCCUUAGGAAAGAAUAAAGUUCAUUUUUAGAACAAAAAGAAAACAGUUCUCCAGAAAAUGAAAUUUAUAAAAGAAAUGAAUCUCAGCAGAUUAAUUCCAAAUAGAAACCUAAUUAGUGA